GCGGUUUGUUCGGAGGAAACUGAAAUCGGCCAUGUUGUGGUAGCCAGCAGUAACUUUCUUUGAGGGAACUGCGCCGAGAAGAGUGAGGAGCUUAUAUCGAGUAAAGUCGAGGAGAGGACGUACGGAGGGAGUUUGUGCACCCGAGCGAGGUGUUCUUAUACAGAAAGUAACGUGAAAGAGAGGAGCCGAAAGGCGAUAACGAGGACGCCAUGAGCGGCGGGACGCCUUACAUUGGCAGCAAAAUCAGCCUGAUCUCCAAGGCCCAGAUCCGCUAUGAGGGAAUAUUAUACACCAUCGACACCGAAAACUCCACCGUCGCGCUCGCCAAAGUGAAAUCUUUCGGCACUGAAGACCGUCCCACAGACAGACCUGUAGCUCCUCGGGACGAUGUCUUUGAAUACAUCAUCUUCAGAGGAAGUGACAUCAAAGAUCUAACUGUAUGUGAACCCCCGAAGCCUAACUGCUCACUUCCUCAAGACCCGGCCAUCGUACAGUCCUCUCUAGGCUCUGCCCCGGCGCCGUCCUUCCAGUCGCUGGGUACUUAUGCCUCCUUCAGCCGGCCCCCAGCGCGUGCCUACAGCCAGUUCUCCGCUCCCCUCGGGCCCCAGACCAUCGGUGCUUCCGUCACUGCAGCAGGACGCACCAGCCCGCCUCUGGAUGCCCUGAGGAAGAGCCCGAGCAUUGACGCUGCGGCGCAGCCGGCUCCUCUAGCGCCGCCUGCUGGAUCUGUGACUCAGAAGAGUUCUGGAGUUAGCAGGCCUCCCCCCGGCUCCCAGAAACAGCCUGCAGAGAGCCAGGAGCAAAGCAGAGCUGCUGAGGUAGAGAAGGCUGUUCGCCCAGAGACGGACUUGAGCAAGGCAGAGAAUCGGGACGCUAGCAAACGCUCCCAAGGCACAGGUGCUCCUGCAGUGCGAAGAGGAAGGGGAGGAAGCGGUGGUACUGGCAGCGGUGGUGGUGGUGGUGGUGGAGGAGGAAAUCAGCGCGGCCGGGGCCGGUUUAACAUGCGCAGAGACGGACCAAUGAAGUUUGAGAAGGACUUUGACUUCGAGAGUGCCAACGCCCAGUUCAACAAGGAGGAGAUUGACCGCGAGUUCCAGAGCAAGCUCAAAAUUAAAGAUGAGAAGACGGUGAACGGUGAAGACAAGGGCGACUCGGGCGUGGAGACGCAAAACAGCGAGGGCAACGUGGACGAGGAGGACCCGCUGGGACCCAACUGUUACUACGACAAGUCCAAAUCCUUCUUCGACAACAUCUCCUGCGACGACUCCAGAAAAGAUAAAUCUGGAGGUGGCAGGGAGCGGAGGCAGACCUGGGCGGAGGAAAGGAGGAUGAACGCCGAGACGUUUGGCCUCCCGUUGCGUCGGGGGCGUGGAGGUUACCGGGGCAGAGGAGGCCCUAUGGGUUUCCGUGGAGGUCGUGGACGCUCAGCUGGACGUGGCUCUUUUGGCCCGCCCCGCGGUGGAUCCGGAUUCAGAGGAGGGUUCCGCUCGGGACGGGGAGGACGAGGAGACUUCUCUGAAUUCGAAUACCGGAAGGACAACAAGGUGGCGGCGUAGUUCACGGGAGGAUCAGCUGCAGCGCCUCCUACAGGCUGGAGUUCUCCUUCCCUCGUUCUCUCUCCUUCCUCCUUCUUCUCCGUCUGUCCCGAAUCCCUCACUCCGGGGCGGGUCGACCUAACCCGAGGUGGACUUCUUCCUCCUCUUCCUCCUCCCCUCUCUCCUUGUUUUUUGUUUGUUUCGUUUGCUUUUUUUUUUUUUAAAAAAACAAAACAAAACAAAAGCCGAUCUCCGGAUCUUUCUUUGAUACACAGUGGACUUUUGCGAAAGAAGGGGGAGGGGGGGGCGUAACUUUAGUGAAAUUACUUUUCAGUAUUUUUGCAUCAGCGUUUUAGUUCCUUUCUUACAGAACAAUAAUAAGGAUUGAAAUGUAUUUGAUAAUAUUCCUGUUGGGUACACACACACACACACAGUGUGUAUACCCGCGCCCGCUGAUACUGUGAGCUCCCAUCAGUGAAAAUAGCUUUAUUUUGAUUUUCUUUCCUGUCUUAGAGAAGCACCAAAAUCCGUCUGUGUCUCCUGUACGGUCACGAUGAAAUCUUCACCCUCACUGCCGAAACCAGGUUUCAGUAACUACAGCAUGAUGAUGCAUCUCUCUUUAUCUUUCUUUUUCUUUUUUUUUUUUUAACAAAGAUUCUUUCCUCCUCUUUUCCCCCAGCCGAAUGGUCAAAUCUCACCGACUCGGAUCUCCAAAAUGAAUAAAAAAUAAUGGACUGUAAGGUGAAUGUAAUGAUGCGAAGUCAGCCAGCACUCAGUGGGGUUAUUUUUGGAAAUGUUGUUGUUUGUUAUUAUCUAUAAGUUUUUUUCAGUGCCAUUGUAGACAGGAAGUGUUCACAGUUCCCCGCUGGAAGAGACCGUCGUCUUGUCUUUUCUUUCUUUUUGGUAAAAACAAGCACGUCUGCGUAGAGCCGAGAGCCAGCGCAUCCUGCCUUCCGACGAUUACGUAGCGGUCAUUUUGUCCGGCUCUUCGACACCGCUUCGAGUUUUUGUCGAGCCUUUUCCAUUCACAGCACGAAUAAUCACCAUUUACUGUCGGGUUUCUUCAGGGAUCGACCAGCUAGCACACCCUUUAACAGUAAGAUCAGAUCGCUUCAAGAGGAAAAAUCUAUUCAUUUGCACUUUAGAGAUGAAUAAUAAUGCCGUGAUUUCACCAUUUUCUUUUUACUUUUUGCUUUGAAUACGAGCAGCUCCGUGUGUUUUCGUUUGUUCCCUUUAAAGUCUUAAGACUCCACUAGAGGGAAAAGUUUAAGGUAUGAAGUGAAGAACAGAAAUUCACGCCGGUGUAAUUAUGAGCCUGGGAGCCUUAAGGCAAAUCCAGCUGACGGGUUUAGAGAGAUCACAAAUCCGCUCUCGUUAGGGAGAGAGAGAGAGAACUUUUUAUGGUCCCGGGAAAAGGUUUAGUUUGUGCUGAAAUUUACGCAGGAGGUUCUGCUUUAACAAGCUCGUGACGUUCCACCGGCGAACCCUUUUCUCUUCCUGCGCUUGAUGUUCAGCUGCGCAAACAUGUCUGAUCUACACCGCAGCUCGGGCACGAACCUUUAAUUCGACAGUAAACUGGUUACCGAGAUCGGACGGACGUUACCUCACUAGCAGAGAGACCUGUUACAUGACUAAACCAGGUUCAGUAGCAAGCCGCGAAGGUUCAAAAGAGAAAAAGCAGUAUUUUAAUAUCAAGCAGAGGAAAGGGGAGAGAGCGUCAUGUGGUCUUCUGAUUGGACGACUGUGCUUCACAGAUGGAUAAACACACUCAAAGGGUGUGUGUGUGUGUGUUGAGCACCGAUCUUGACUCGGUGUAGAGUUGAAUUCGGGAUUCCUCGGGCCGUGCUUUUUUUUUUUUUUUUGUUUGAACGAACGCCAGCUCUUCAGACGCUUCGUAGCGUGGUAUUUAAUUUGUUUUUUUUUGUAUUUAGUUUGUUUGCCCCCCCCCUGAAUGUCAAUGAAGCACUUUUCCGCUUCUCUACCAGCAUUUGGGAGUUUGUAUGCAUUUUCUAUAAAUCGUCGGGUCGUUUCUUUUCCAGAUAUCGGCUUCGUUGAAAGGUUUACGAUGAAAGCGCUUCUUUCGUCCUGUAUCGAUAAGACGCAGUUAAGGUUCGUGUUCCUGUCGUGGCUUGAGGUUUCCUUUGUGGCUGUUUGUGUACUUUUUCUGUAGGCGUUACGCGAUGAACUUUACCUACACGUGGCAUAUUAUAUUGGUCUAUCGGUUAGGCAGCUAGUAUAAAGCCCUGCAUUUUCCGAAUGAGGACUUUUUUUUCUUUUUUUUUCGGUCGUGGCUUGCAGCACAGCAUGAUGGGAAAUGCCUUAAUGAGCCAGCAAAGUUGUGUCAUAAGUAGAAUUUUUUUUUGGGGUUGUAUUGAACACGCUCUUGCCGUGAUCUGAGGACUCGCAAAUCCUCUGGAGUGUCAAAUUUUGGAUUUUUGUUAGAGAGAGAGAGAGUGUGAGAGUGUGUGUGUGAGAGAGAGAGACUUGGACUGAUGCAAUAAUCACAUUAAUGCCCCUGCUGCCCCUCUCCUCCUGCUCCUGCUCAUAUGAGAUGUCGAACUGUACAUACAGAGUUUCAUUUUUAAAGUGAAACAGGAUUGUUUUUCCUCUCUUCUAAAAGAAUUUGAUUGGCUAUUGUGUUUUUUUUUUGUUUGUUUGUUUUUGUUUUGUUUAUACUUCCUGAAUAAAGCAAUUGUACAGCAUGGUGUACCUUGUGAUCAGGUUGAAGUUUUUAUUCAGAAAAGAGAAAUAAAUAGUUGUUCAAA
Molecule: messenger RNA, 4300 nt
Organism: Hemibagrus wyckioides
Lineage: Eukaryota; Metazoa; Chordata; Actinopteri; Siluriformes; Bagridae
Gene: lsm14ab
Product: LSM14A mRNA processing body assembly factor b
Exons: 10
Coding region: 210-1556 (448 amino acids)
Biological process (GO): cytoplasmic stress granule assembly; P-body assembly
Cellular component (GO): P-body
Molecular function (GO): mRNA binding
Source: RefSeq, a predicted model, not a curated record